Molecule: messenger RNA, 1397 nt
Organism: Physella acuta
Lineage: Eukaryota; Metazoa; Mollusca; Gastropoda; Physidae
Product: vascular endothelial growth factor receptor 3
Source: RefSeq, a predicted model, not a curated record
CAUCGACCACCCCCGGGGUGCCUGACCCGAUCACUGACUUUCCCGUGACAUUCAUCGGGGCCGAGGGGGAUGGCUCGGGGACUACUGACGCUCAGCUGCAACCGUCAGUUGAGCUGGCAAAAACCGGUGCUGCUACUUCAGGAACCAGUGCCAUCGUGUACCACACGCCGAAGAUUCUUGCUGAGGAGACCAUCAUCCUGAACGUCUCAGAGAACAAAGACAUCCUGUGUAUCGGCUCCAGGCCACUCAAGUGGACAUGGGCGACUAGCGACGAAUACACAAGUCAAGUCAUCACUAGGCAGGCUAACGACACCGGAGCAGACGGCCUGUUCCGGCAAGUUCUGCAUAUCAUAAACGCCCGCUGGUUUGACGCUAGGUUUUAUUAUUGUUCUUACGCGGAUGACCCACCACCCUCAAUGCACUUGUAUUCCGCGCCAUCAAUGCAGGAUUCCUUCCAACCGCCACCGUCAAAACAUGACGACAAAUGUGGCUCUGGUGCCUACGGGAUCUACGGGCGUAACCCAGAACCCACGGUUGCAAAGUAUGCACAAAUAUUUAUAUUUGUCACAGAUCCUACAAAGGCCUUUCAAUAUGUGGCCAUCAAUUUUUUUGUUCUCCCAAUAAACCGACCUCUUAUCCUUCCUUGUGGGGUCACUGACCCAAGUAUAAAAGUGGAUUUAUUUGUGAAUUAUGUUAACCAAACAAAUGCAGAAGGGAUUCGUUAUGAUCCUAAAAUUGGAUUCUUUGUAAUAUCGCCAACGUAUGAAUACCAAAAUGGUGUUUUUUGCUAUGCUAAUACUACAGCCAUAAAUGAAUCUAAAGACAUUCGUAUCUUUGUGCAUAUGGAUGGAGGUAAUCUUACACCAACACCACUCUUGGACAUCAACAAACCCAACUUUCAAGUUGGUGAAACUCUACAACUGCACUGUUGGGUCAAAGUGGUCAAGGAUUUUACUGUGUACAUGGACUUUGACUAUCCUCAGAAAGAUCAUUCUGUUCCUCGUCACAACGAUACUUUAGAAAAAGCUGGCAGCAUACAACAUAUCCAGGACAAUGGACGUUACAUUAUAAAACCUCCGCUUAGAGUUACACAUGGUGAUUUUGAUCACAUCACCAACACCUUGACCGUACACGACCUGAGGGUGGAGGAUUCUGGUUACUUUUGUUGUACCACAACAGUCACAGGAGCUCCAAAUAAUUAUGAAAGAAGCUCAAUCUAUAUUCAAGUCUAUGACAAACCGUUUAUUGAGUUAACAACAGAAUUUCCGUACCUCACCGCCCUGGACACCGACGGUGCCACCAAGCUUACGGUUGAUAUCAUAUCUGUACCCACCCCCACAGUCCAGUGGUAUUUUGAAGGGAAAAGGUUGAAAAAUGAAGACGUUAUUUCAAGGUAA